Purpureocillium takamizusanense is the source of this 2991-nucleotide messenger RNA. RefSeq lists its product as uncharacterized. Bases 341 to 2635 code for a protein of 764 amino acids. Gene Ontology annotation, biological process: fungal-type cell wall biogenesis; transmembrane transport. The record is from RefSeq and is a predicted model, not a curated record. NCBI's taxonomy places the organism in Eukaryota, Fungi, Ascomycota, Sordariomycetes, Hypocreales, Ophiocordycipitaceae. The transcript has 3 exons.
CACGCACACACACAUACUCGCGCUCUCUCCUUCUCCUUCACACCCACAUCACACCUCACCAAAAGUUGGAGAGAAGAAAUAGAGAAGUCGAGAACAAUACGCUCGAUAAAGCCAACAGACGGGGCCGGCCACACGCCAAUCGUUCGUCGUCGCUCGCUCACUUACUCGCCACCGUCGACGUCGAGCUCUCCUGGACAUCGCUUGUACAUGACGCCAGUCUAGCACACGACCGGCCUUUUCGGCGCUUGCACGGCCCUGCGAUUCAUCGAGACUGCGAUUCGUGGCCGCCGAAAAAACGCCUUCCGGCCUUCUUUUCAGUCUUCAGCCAAUCUGCGCAAAUAUGGGUCACUCACGCUCGGGUUGGAGUUUCUGGAAAGGGUCGAUCAUUGCUGGAACCCUGGCAUCCCACGCAUGGGCAGGUCAGAUCCUCAAAACGGACGGUUUCAGUGACUGCGGCCACGACUCCACCAUAAAGGUCGACAAGGUCGACAUCAGAUACAACAAUGACAACAAGACCGUCAUAUUCGAUGUCGCCGGCUCCAGCGCCAAGGAGCAAAACGUCACCGCCCUUCUCAACGUGACCGCCUACGGAAACCAAGUGUACUCCAACAAGUUCAAUCCAUGCGACAAGGGCACCUUUGUCCAGCAGCUGUGCCCCGUGCCAGCUGGCACCUUUGCCGCCCGUGGGAACCAGCAAAUUCCCCCUCAGUUCGCCGACAUGGUCCCCAGCAUCGCCUUCCAGGUUCCCGAUAUCGCGGCUCAAGCGACCCUUCAACUGCUAAGCCUCGAUGGCGGCAACAAGGUCGCCUGCAUCCAAUCCCAGGUGUCCAACGGCAAGACCGCCAACGUUCCGGCGGUGCAGUACGUUGCCGCUGGAGUUGCCGGCGCUGCUUUGCUGGUGACGGGCGUCUCCGCCGUUGGCGCCGUGCUGUCCGGAGGCGGUGCCGCUUCAGGGGCCGGAGCCGGUACAGUCUCUCCCAGCUUCACCGAAGUCGCGGGUUGGUUCCAGGGCAUGGCCAUGAACGGCAUGCUGUCCGUCAACUACCCUCCCAUCUACCGCAGCUUCGCCAAGAACUUUGCCUUUUCUACCGGCUUGAUUCCUUGGGCUGGCCUGCAGUCCUCCAUCGAUAGCUUCCGCGCUAAGACCGGCGGCAACCUGACCGAGGACAAUGUCGAGUUCCUCAAGAAUGCGACAUUGAUCUACCCGGACGGCUCAACCGUCAGUCCCAACCAGGGCUUCUUCAAGUUCAAGAGAGCCAUGGGUGAGCUUGCCACCCUGGUGGUCCGCGAGAUCGAGACGUCGGUCAACAAGUCGAGCCCGGCCAACAACGACAAGUCCGCCGAGACGUCGACCAAUUUCCAGCAUACCGUCAAGGGACUCCAGGCCUACGCCGAGCGGCUCACUGUCCCCAAGUCGGACGUGUUCAUGACCGCCCUUCUUGUCGUGGCCAUCGUCAUCGCCGCCAUUGCCGUCGGCAUCCUGCUGGUCAAGGUUAUCCUGGAGCUCUGGGCACUGUUUGGAAGCUUUCCCCAAUCACUCACCGGCUUCCGCAAACAUUACUGGGGCUCCAUCGCCCGCACCAUCACCUCACUAAUUCUCAUCUUGUACGGCAUCUGGGUGCUUUACUGUAUAUUCCAGUUCACGCAUGGCGACUCGUGGGCCGCAAAGACCCUCGCCGGAGUUACGCUGGCCAUCUUCACUGGAAUCCUGGCUUUUUUCUCGUGGAAAAUCUGGAUUGUGGCCAGCAAGCUCAAGGAAGCAGAAGGCGACGCCAGUGGGCUGUACGAGGACAAGAAGAUCUGGGUCAAGUACUCGCUCUUCUACGAGUCUUACAAGAAGGACUAUUGGUGGGUGUUUGUGCCCGCUAUUGUCUACAUGUUUGUCAAGGGUUGUGCGCUGGCCGUCGCGGACGGCCACGGCUUGGCUCAGACUAUAGCGCAGCUGGUCAUUGAGGGUCUGAUGCUCAUCAUGCUCCUCUGGAGCAGGCCCUACGAGCGAAAGUCUGGCAACAUCAUUAACAUUGUCAUUGCCGUCGUCCGCGUUCUGUCGGUCGCGUGCAUUCUCAUCUUCGUCGAGGAGUUUGGCAUCCGGCAGACCACGCAGACGGUGGCCGGCGUCGCCUUGAUCGCUGUCCAGUCGGCCCUGACGGGCGUCUUGGCCAUCCUCAUUGCUUGGAACGCCAUCAAUGCUUGCUGCAAAGCUAAUCCGCACCGCAAACGCAGAAAGGAGAUGGAGGCCAUCCAGCGCGACAUGGACAACCUCACUCCCCUCGACGCGCGCAACUCCCUGCUGCUCGAUCGCCCCAAGCCCGACACGCAAGGAUCCAUGUUUCCAGUCACGGCUGGCAGAGACUUCAAGGAGAAAUCGCCGCUCGGAAACGGCGACCCCGGGCGCUUCUACCCCCUGCGGGAUGGGUUGCAACCGCCCCCAGCGCCAUCGGGCGGGCCGCUGUACCGGCCCCUUACGCCGACGAGACCGCACGACACGCAGACGCUCCUCGACGGCGCCGCGCCAAUAGCCCUGGGGGGCCGGCAGCCGCUGCUGCCGACAGUCGAGAGGGAAUACCCGGGCGUGUACGGCAGGGCGUACGAUAAUGGAUACGGCGGGUACGGAAACGGAGGAUACAGAGGGUAGGUAGGGGCUUGUUAUGGGGUCCGUCGUCGAGACGCACACGCGCACACACACGCACAGAGAGAGGGGGAGAGCGCAAGCGAGCGGGCGAGCGGAGCUGCCGAUCAGUCAUUCAUUCAUUCAUUCAUACAUUCGUUCACUUGCAUCAUACCCCCCGCCUGAUCGUCAGCGUUUUUAGUUGGUUGGGUUGGAAUAUCGAGCUUUUGCAUUGCGGGAAGGAGGGAAAGGAAAUACACGGGACUGCUUGUGGCAUUUGACCUAGGAGCUUGCAACCUAUUUGUGGAGUGCGGGACAGGGGCGGUUUGGCGCGACCAUGUCUUCUGCAACAGGAUUUAAACUUAGAAGAAGGUAUUCAAGAC